AUGAUGCCAAAGAAAAAGUCGCGGACUAAGCAAGGUUCUUCGUUUUUGCUCCACUUACUGUUUUGUAAAAGCUCCCGUAGAGGAUGAUGUGCCAGAUGAUUUGAGCACGAGGAGCAGGUGCAGUGACGACAGCGAGGCUGAUCAUGGCGCCUCCACAGAGGUACGAAAUGACCAUCUGUAUUUCAAUAUCUCUUUGUGAAGUUAUUUAUCCUUUGUCUUCGGAACGAAUGUCAGUUUGAAGUAGUCACGCUAAACUCGAGUUUAGACACUCCAUCGACUAUCUAAAAUUUCUCGGAUAUUUUACCGACGCUUUACUUGUGAGCCUCGCCUAAUGCGCGGUGUAUAGUGGGACAAUAUAUAUUGCCCCAAUGGAAUCUGAGACUAGAUCUGGGACCCCUUUGGAAAUGUACAAUGGGCUGCUUAAUUGUCCUACUAAUAACUACGCAAAUUUUUUGUGGCGCCCUGUUCCGCUGGGUCAGUUUCUUCUAAUUUUUUGCUUCUCAUAUAUAGCACCUGUCAGACCUCGUAUUGCUAUGCGUACUAGGCAGUAUGCUUUAUUGGUCAUUUGCCAGUAAAGUGAGCCCGGACAGAACUUUUCAUGUAUGACCUAAUGAAACCCUAACCAUUAUAUUGCCUAAGUCCUAAGAAAUCGUAUUUCGCAUUCUUAGCAUUAAUUCUAAGCUUCGCUGUCUUCCAGACCGAUCCGGAGCUAUCGUCGGCCUCUACAUUGUCCAAACUGGCCGCUGCAGUUGACUCACUUUAUGAAAAACGGCCCGAUCUUCGAGUCUCAGCCCUCCAGGCUCUGAUAAAGACUUUCCGGACCAACUACAUCUUCUUAGACGAUUCGUGGAAUUAUUUAGAUACCUUCCUCAGUGGUCUUGAGGGCGUCAUGAAGAAGGGAAAACCACAGGAACAGGCAUUGGCUGCAGAAUGUCUCGCUGUGUCCAGCGUUCUUUCAACACCUUUCGACGUGCGCUCGCUGGUUUCUCGGUUUCAAUCCUUGCUGGAAACCAAGUUAUCUGAUGCCUCGGUAACAUCAGCCUUUCGAGGGGCAUGCGCCAAUGCGCUGGCCAUAUUGGUAUUCCUUGGGAACUUUGAUGACUAUUCCGCGAUCAGAAGCAUGAUGAAGACGUUCGAAGGUAUAUUUCGCGGAUCAUGUUUGAAGGGUGACGGAAAAGCACCCACCAACCCACCGCCCGUGUGUACCAUGCAUUGUGCUUGCAUUCGAGCCUGGGGACUUGUCUAUACCGCCUUGCCAAGCUUCGAUGCGAAGACGAUCGGUGUGGAUAUAAUACCCUGUUUGCUGAGCCUCCUGCAGACAUCGAGCCUCGAAGUCCGCAUCGCAGCUGGUGACGUUAUUGCUUUGAUUUACGAACGAAUACGGCAUGAAGUCGAUCCAGACUUCCGAGGACCACACUUUAGUCAGCUUAUUCAGCUUCUGACUGACCUAGCUACUGAUGGGACUAAAUCUAAGUCGAAGGUCGACUUGAAGAAACAAAGACAGUCUUUCCGAGACGUCUUAAAUUUUUUGAAGGCGUCCGACAUGCCUUUUGAGCAAAGCAUUCAAGUAGGAACUGAACGCCUGGAACUCACGUCUUGCAGUCAGAACUAUCACUACGAAGUUCUUUGUCAGUUGCUGGCGUAUGGUUUGAACACUCAUCUCCAGCAGAAUGAAUUGGUCCGCUCGGUGUUUGAUAUGGGACCGCCGGUAGCGAAGUCUGCUUUGUCGAAUGUUGAAAAAUCGAUGAAUAAGGCCGCUCGUCACUACGCCAACCAGUUUGCCUUCAAAGUACGGACUCAGUAUAUGCUGCCAUCACGUGAUAAGCGGGCGAACGUUGUCGAUGCCGAUGUAGACAUGUAA
Messenger RNA from Spirometra erinaceieuropaei, 1861 nucleotides. The record is from the annotation of a GenBank genome assembly. Lineage: Eukaryota; Metazoa; Platyhelminthes; Cestoda; Diphyllobothriidea; Diphyllobothriidae.